CAGAGGCAUCAUAGUCUCACUGUUAAAUUACGUCUGUUCCUAAUUCUACUUUCCUUGAAAAAUUCAAUUUCACCAGCAGAGAAAACGAUUUGGAGGUAAACUUGGUUGCUUUGGGUCUCCGCUGCACAUUUCACCUGCUACUUUUGGAUUACAGUUAUUACUUUUUGAUCCAACAGUGCUUAAAAUAAUGGAACAGACUUCCAGCUACUGACUGACAUUGUUUGUUCUUCGUGUAGUAUUUAUCUGGUUGAACGUCUAUGAGCUAGAAUUUCCAAUCUCUUUCUAUCUCUGUCCUUAUUACGGAUAUUUGGUUAUUAGGUAACAUCUGAUUUACUAUAACCUACAUUCAUACCCACAAGGCUGAAUCAGAGUUAUGCUUCUCUCAGACAUUCUUAUAGCUGCAUUUCCCCAAUAUUUUUCUAUGGCAGCAAAAUAAAAAUGCUGCAAUAACAAAAGCCAGUGACUCAUGCAAAGGCUAGUAAACCUAAAUGAACAGCCAUAUAUAUAUAUGAGACUCAUUAGUUCACUGGAGCAGCUAUAGCUAGUAGACUCCCUCACUCUCUCUCAGUGAUUUGGUGGCCCUUGGUGCACAGGUAAACACAUGAACUCAUCACAUCUCAGUGCACCUCUCUUCUGAUCGGAGCGCUCAUGAACAACAGGCUUUAAACAAAGGGGGCAAUGUGAAUGCGUGACGUCAUGCAGACCACGGAAACCAUGUACGCAAGAGACGAAGAGGUUCUUACAUUAUAUUUUGAAUUCAAAUGUAACACUCUUCAUGGAUAAUCCCGACUACCUGAACUGCUUUUCUCUUUUUAUGAAGUCUCCUUGAGCCAUUUAUUCUCACUUUCCACACAUGUAGUCUGCAAGCAUGCAUCUAAUUUGGCCUCAGUAUUCAACUUUUUAUUCAAGCAAAUGAGAAGUCACGUGCAGUAGCUCCACUUGCUUUACACAGCAGGUAUUGGAGUAAAUGCCAGUAGCUGAAGAGGAGAAUGCUAAGAUUAUUGUGGUCGAUUCUUUAUGGGAAUCAAUUGUUUGAUCUCACACAGAGUUGUUUUGAGAGAAAAAGGGUUAUUAAGACUCUAGUAGAUUCAAUUUGGAAACUUUUGUGAAAUAAUUUGGUGGCCAGUAUAUUUAAAAAAGUAGGCUACAAAUGUUUGGUGAGUCUGACAGACAAAGCUAUGCAAAAAAAAAAUAAAAAAAUACAUAUAUAUAUAUAGAUAUAUCUAUAUCUAUAUAUAUAUUAAAUUUGGACCAUUAUACCAUAUACUCUGUGUCAUUAGGACAUUUGGCUCAACAAACAUGUAAUGACCCAAAUGAUUCUUAUUACUAUACAUACUUACAACUUCAGUAUUUGGUCGAUUUUAUAACCAUAAAAUCAUUUCCAAAGCAUUUCCCAAAUGAAAUUAAGCAUAUUUCCACACCAGGUUAGAAGAAGAAGAACACCAUGUCACCACAUGCAGUCUUCUCAUCUCAUCUGCUCAUACACACUUUACAGAUUUCUGUGGACAAAAUGAAGCAAUGAGUGAAUACAGCCAUCGGUUAAUUCAUUGUCUAAAUGAAUGUGGAAUUGAUUGCUAUAUUUCUCCCCCCCGAUCUUAAAUCUGUUAUUAUAACGACACAGAUCUUGAUUGAUUGUUCGACUAACGGGAUGCCCAUUACCCAGCAAACUCUUCAAAUAUAGGCAGAGCAGAAGAACACACCACGCAGAUCAGCAUGGAAACAGGUCUGCUCGCUUCUCUCAGCUGGGGAUGGGGGGGGGGGCAGGGCUGAACAGCACCUGGGUUUCCCGGGUGGCGGGUGUGGGGUGUCCCAUCUGAUCCGGGUAUAAGAAGCGGUCACUCCUCAGCGGUCAGCAGCAGUGGACGUGUGCGUGUCUCUGUGUGGAGUUAUGGCUCUUUUCAUGGACUCAGACUUCUCUUUACUCAGGCAGAACCAGCAGAAAGACAUGACGGAUUUUAAGGCGUUAUUUGGAGAACAGGACCACUGUAAAGAUGUGCGGGGGGAGAGCGCGGCGUCCUCUCCGGAGCCGGACAGAGCCGCUGGCUUGAUGGAGGGCCAGAGGAAAAGGAAGAGGACCAUCUUCAGCCGAGCCCAGCUGUCUGAGCUGGAGCAGGCCUUCGCUGUGACUCCCUACCCGGACAUCACCCUGAGGGAGAGGCUGGCCGCGCACACACACCUGCCCGAGAGCAAGAUACAGGUGUGGUUCCAAAACAGAAGAGCCAGAAGCAUCAAGACUGGGAGACACCCUAAGUCCACCAAGCCUGUCCUGGGAGGUAGAGGGGUUGUCGACCCCCUCGACCCCCCCUCUGGCCCUGUGACCUCUGCCCUCCUUGCCUCAACCAGCCUGGCGGACAUAUUCAGGCCAGAGCAGAGCCACUCCUGUGAGGAUGCCCCACAGAUUUAUUCCGACUGGAUCCAAAUCUACAGCAACCCGGUAUCUUCUCCACCAUCUUCCUCAUCCCUCCACCCGCAGCCCGCGCUGGGCUCCUCAAAACCUUCAGAGUCUCGUCUCUGGGAGGAGGAGCAGCACCACCAGCGGCAGCACCUGGGGCCGGCGCUCCAAAGUUUCCUUCCUGGUUCAUUUCCUCAGCCCAUCACCAGGCAGCCUCACCACUCGGCCUCCACCCGCUCCUACCAGGCCUUCAGGAACUUCAAACCCCAGACCAUGGCUCCACCCGGGGCUCAUCAGACCGUGUACGGAGGCAGCGCCGGAGGUGGAGGUCACACCUCUGUAGACCAGGUAGUCCCUUCCCACCCUCAGCCGGUGUACUGGGAGGUAACUCAGAGCCAAGGUCACCACCACCCACACCACCACCACCAUCACCACCCACAAAUGGGACCACAGACCUCUAUGGGCUACAUCUCAGACCUGAUCUACAAUGCUGCUAUUGUCACCAACUUUCUGGAAUUCUGAUCAGUCCGGACGUGGAGCACGAACAGUGGGAAACAUUAAUAGCUACUGUAACUGAACAGGGCUUCUAUUUCUGUCAGUAUUCCCCUUUACACCACCUCCUGUGUCUACACCUGUUCGCUGUGUUACCAGAGCAGGUUGCUCCUCAGACCUCUAUAUGCCACAGAGUUGUUUUCAAGUUGUCUUGUUUUUUUUUUACUGUGUUCCAGUCAUGUUUUAAAUGUGUUUGGCAGUGAUUUGGUUCAAUCCACCGCAGUUCAACUUACAGUACUUGGCUCAGUUUUCAGUUUCAGUGUGCAAAACUUGAAAUGCAACACUAAAUCACAUGCUCACCGCUCAGAAUACAAGUUUCCGUGCUGAUUACUGAGCACACAGUGAUCUCUGUGCUCAUGUCAAAUGAAUGGCAGUGGUGGAGAGAGAAAAAAACUUCUGUCAAAUGUAAUGUAUUGAUUGUCUGUUGGUGUAAAUUGUGGUGUAAUGUCAUAGCCAUGUCUUCGAGCAUUACUGUAGCUUUCUGUAUUUUAGAUGAUUAGACUUAUGAGUGAUGUAAAUGUCUGAAGUCUGGUGUCUUGAACAGAUCGACACUGAACAUAAAGAGUGACUGAUGCAGUCAAGUACAAUCACAAUCAUCAUUUUGUCUUGUAUGAAUGUAAGAUCUACUGUAGUUUAAAAUCAGACUUUAGACUACUUUAUCUACUGUUUAUUUACAGCGAUACAACAUAUCCAAUAAAUAAAAUGAAAGCUUUCAAAAGUCAUUCUUACUCUAUAUUAUUUCAAAUACUGACUUCUGCUGGAAUGUCACAUUUCUUUCUCAUCGCUGUUUCUAUCAUUUGGAGGAAAUUACCACUGCAGAUGGUGCUUUGAUGAGGACUGGCUACUGUUUGACAGCAUUUUUUAUUUCCCAACAACAGUGAUGCAAACUCAGCGCUGAACAUAUACGGGCAAUGUAGUACUGCCCUGAUAAAUGUACUGUGGGAUGUUUUACCUAAUUUGAUUUGUGUGCUCUAUGAGAUUCUGAGUGCAGCGUUUUGUGUUCAGAGUUUUGCUAAUUGAAACUGAGCUGUUGUGAACACGGAGCCAAAGCAAUUCAAAUAAGUAAUGCGAAAGGGUCAAGAGUCAAGCAUUUAUAUGCUCAGGACUCGUUCCUGCAUGCAUCUCGUCUCAUUUUGAUGUUUUCUAAACAAAUAAAGGACUAAUGGAAGGAUUCGUAGAUCAGCUCACUCAGUAACCCGGCAACUUGUCUUCCCAGUGGAACCACUGAUGUACUUGACAUGGAUUCUUCUCGCAGAUGCCAGCUCCUGUUUUCCUUCUCUAAGCUGAACCCUGGCAUGUUUAAUGCUGCGACCCCACGGGUAUUAUCUUUCAAAACAUCAUGAUUAAAAUGAUUCCUUGUGGUAAGAUAGGAAUAAUUAUUUUCUAAGUCAAAAUAUAUAUUUUUUUCAUAUCUCUCUGUGCUGUAAGUACCAGGAGGGUUAGAUGGACAGAGGGAAGGAAAGAAAAAUGAAAAAUAAGAACUAAAUUAAAGCCCAGAGCUCAGGGUCUAUCAGCUUACAGGCUCUGUAAUUCUGCCUGGAUUUAAGUUUGGAAAUAUUACAUGAGAGGUAUAAUACAGAGGCAAAUAUGACAGACAGUAGCGCACACUGCUCGUCCAGCGCUGGACAGAGACCUCUGCAUAUCAUAAUCAUCUUUAAUACCGAAUAAUCUUUCAAUAAACCUUUAAUCCGGGUGUCAAAUCUCAGAUCUUAGGAAGAUACUUUUUUUUUUGUAUUCCAGAUGUAGUUACAUCUUUUAAUCUUCCCACUGAUAUGACAGGACUUAAUAAGAAGAGGAUAUGAUAGUUUACAAAAAAAUAUGAAUUCAUAUCUGGAGAAGGGAUCAGAGAAAACAGAUCUUCUGUGUCGUACUGGAAUUGUUUUGAAAUAAAAUACAAGGUGUUAUCGCUCUUCUAGCACAGCUACUGUACCUCUGGGGUACAGUAAUCGCUUGUUUUUCAUGUGUUGGGUGGCUCUAUAAUUCACUUCAAACCAGAUACAGUAAGCACAGAUCAGAAGACGAUUAUUACCACAUCUGUCAGGUGGAGAUGGAUGAUAAAAUAACAGCAUUACUAACUGAUGCCACAGCUGGCGUGUUAUUUAGAAGAGUCAAAACAAGGGCAACUACACAGCAAAAUAAAACAAACAACGUGACAAAAUAACUCCACUCAAGGCCCACUUAUAACCUUUUUCCAGGGCUUUCAACCAUAUCUCAAGGUCUUCAUUGGUGGAUAGUUUGCUCAGUUGAGAAUGACAAACUACUAUUUGUCAAACUACUCUUCCCAAGGUCAAGAAUGAACUUCCAGGAUCAAUUUAAGCAAGGAAAAAGUAACUGGCUAUCACUAAUACUGCUCAGCAUUACAUUUUGAGUAUUGAUGAAAAUCAUAUCAAAUCACAGCUGAAAGGAUACGGGUGGUGAUAUUCUGUAUUUGGCUUAUUGUCAACAAUGAACGGACCGGUAUCCAAAUAACAAGUAUUGUGUGCGUAUCCAAAGGCCGGUAUAUCUUAUUCCUCUGUGCCAUGGAGCUCCACUGUUGUCCAACAAGUCUUGGUCUAAAGCCAUGCUCUGUCAGGCUGUGCUAGACACAGAAGAGCUUUGUGUAAUGUUCCCCACCUUAGUUUAGCAUGUUAGCAUGCUAACAUUUACUAAUUAGCAAUAAACACAUUAGUACAGCUGAGGCUGAUGGGAAUGUCGUGAGUUUUGCAGGUAUUCGGUCAUAAAGCAAUGUAUUGGACACAUUUCAAUUUUGGCCUGAUGAUGGCGCUAGAUGGAAAGUUAGGGAUCACCGAAGUGAUUACAACUCAUCCUGUGGGGAUGAAAUUUAAUGGCACAUGAAUGAGUGACAUGUUCCUUCAUUACCAUGAACACACACACUGCAGUUUAUGUCGACUCAAUCCCACAUGUGCUGUCUUGCUGCUGUAAAUACUCACUAGAGCACCAAAUGUGUAUGGGCUAUUAGUCUGCGGCUAAAAAUAGUCCCCAACAAACGCACGAUUUCUUCCUGUUUGAGUAACGUUUGCUAAAAACUACAGUGCCCAUCUGCUUUAGGAAAUGACUUUCAAAAAAUGAAACUUCUGUGACCCGUUUCUUAAGUUUUUGUCUUUAGCAGAAAUGAAUGUGUUUGGGGUUGAGUGGCACAGACAGUGUAGGACAUGUAAGAAAAAUAUAGAAUAACACCAGCCUUACCCUUUUAAUGUUUUAUACAUCUACGUUUAUGGGCCAUUUUUAGGUAUUUUAGCUCUCAAACUAAAAGCAGUAACUUGCAGUGAAGUAAUAUUUAAAGUUCCAAAGUGUCCUCACAAUAGUGUUUCCAUAUCUCCUGAAGAAACAUGUACAAAGUGCGGAUGAGGAAAGUGUACUUUAUCGGGGGAGGUAACACUAACUGGAGGAUUGUCAGCUUUAUGUAUUAGCUUCAGUUAGUGCUGAUGAUUUUAUUGAACACAAAAAUAUGAUUACAUCUGAGAACAGAAUGGAAGGAAUCAUAGGUAAAUGAACAGAUUGUUAUAGAGCAGUGCCAAUGAGAAAGAGGAUG
Siniperca chuatsi (mandarin fish) is the source of this 6476-nucleotide messenger RNA. RefSeq names its product SEBOX homeobox (gene sebox). Bases 1889 to 2914 code for a protein of 341 amino acids. The transcript has 3 exons. Lineage: Eukaryota; Metazoa; Chordata; Actinopteri; Centrarchiformes; Sinipercidae. The record is from RefSeq and is a predicted model, not a curated record. Gene Ontology annotation, molecular function: DNA binding.